Molecule: messenger RNA, 864 nt
Organism: Phyllotreta striolata
Lineage: Eukaryota; Metazoa; Arthropoda; Insecta; Coleoptera; Chrysomelidae
Source: the annotation of a GenBank genome assembly
AUGUGUUUGGUUUAUUAUCAGGUCUCUCCACAAGGCGAUUUCAAAAUGAAGGGAAAAAUCCAAAAGCAAAAUGAUCAAUUUUUUCGCGCUACUACUCUGUUUCCCGAGCUUAUUUUAGCGGAUGUAAUUUGGCUUCCAUUAGUAUCUAUUAGUCUUUUCGCGAAAUGCAUCAAAAUGUAUUUUCAACUCAAUCAUCGAACGAAUUUCGGUUUAAAUUAUUCAAAAAAAGCCCGCUCUAGAGGAACGAUGUGCUACAAAUGUCCGCCUUUUCCUACCGCAAUUAUCACGUUCUAUUUGGCUUGUAACGUGCUGUUAUUAAUCGUUACAUAUGCAAGGGCCUUUUAUAUGGUUGGUCCAGUAGAUAUCCAUGUACAAUCCAUUGAAAAAUGCUUUAAUUAUGCAGAAAACGAUCUUAUUUUGGACUAUUCGAUUAAUCCAGAAGAUAAUAGUCUUACAGGAAAUAUGAGUUUGUAUACAGACAUAGACGAAAAUGUGAAAAUUAAUUUUAGAGAAAAACCGCCGUUGCCUCACGAGCCUUUGAUAAUCUACAUCAAUCAACGCAACUUCUGUAAAAUCACCAAUGGCUUCUUCAGUACUCGUCCUUAUCCUCUAAUGGACGAAGCUGAGGAAAAACCGAUUUGUCCUGUAUCGAAAGGAAAAUACUACAUACAAGGGUUGAAGUUAGACUUCUCCUUGAUGCAAUUACCCUACGAAAUGCUCGGUACUAAAAUGUACCAAGCGGAAUUGGUGAAGAACGGGAACUUACUGGUCUGCUUGGACCUCCAAAUUCACAUCAACUACAAAAACUUAUCCGAAUAUUUACAAUAUACAAACGUUUAUAAGGAUGUCCAAGACCAGUACUGA